This is a messenger RNA of Nicotiana tabacum (common tobacco), 1065 nucleotides long. Lineage: Eukaryota; Viridiplantae; Streptophyta; Magnoliopsida; Solanales; Solanaceae. The record is from RefSeq and is a predicted model, not a curated record.
AUGGCAGCAACGAGUCCAGCUGCUACCGCUGCUGUCCCCCUCACAAUCACCACCCUCGUCCCUCCAUUUGCGUCGCCAGUCCAAAACGUCCAGCUGCUGCUUCAUGCUAUUAUUGCCGCAUCCACUGAGCUCAGUCAUAUUGGCUCAAUCACUCGAAGCAAGUUCAAGGCUAGUGGCUUGGAUGGAUCUGAAUACUUCGCCUCCUUGGAGAUGGCAAAGAAAAGCAGAUCUCAUAUGACGUUCGCAACCGCAAUCCUUGGGGGCAACACCCCAUUCUCGGUGUUUGACGAACUUUCUCAAACAGCCUCAAACCUUGGCAGAUUUGAGGAUUUGGUAGAUUCUUCAGUUUCAACGAAAGUCAAUGCCUUGAUGACUGACGCAACUAGCGUGGACAGAAAUUUUGCCAUGAUGGAACAAACUAUAGAGGUCUUGAAGAAAUCUAUUGAGGACAAAGACCUUCAAAUCGCUCAACUCAUGAACAAAUUGGAGGCCUAUGCACCUGGAGAGUCGAGCCAUGUCCCUCCUCAUACACCUAUCUUCACCUCCCAAAAAACAACUGUUGAGGAAUCAUUUGCAAAGUUAAACAUUCAAAAGGAAAAGCAAUCUACUUCAGUUGCGGCGUUAUACGUCCAACAAUUGCAAGACAUGAUAACAAACACCAUCAGAGCUCAAUAUGGCGGACCAUCGCAAAGUUCGUUGUACUACUCUAAGCCUUAUACUAAGAGGAUUGAUUGUUUAACCAUGCCCACCAAUUAUCAACCACCAAAGCUGCAUCAAUUUGAUGGCAAAAGGAACCCAAGGCAACAUAUUGGCCACUUUGUUAAGAUUUGUAGCAAUGCUGGAAUGCAUGGUGACCUUUUGGUAAAACAAUUUGUUCGUUCUCUGAAAGGGAACGCAUUUGACUGGUAUAUUGACUUGGAUCCCGAGUCCAUUGAUAGCUGGGAUCAACUUGAGAAGGAAUUCCUCAAUCGUUUUUACAGUAACCGAAGGACUGUAAGCAUGAUAGAGUUGACAGGCACCAAGCAAAGUAAGGACGAGCUUGUGGUGGAUUACAUUAAUCGUUAG